CACUCCUCAGUUCCCAAAGACAACCAGUGCAAACCACAACUGCGACUUCGUGGGCAUACAAAAGAAGGUUACGGGUUAUCUUGGAAUCCGAACAAGCAAGGACACAUACUAUCGGCUUCUGAUGAUAUGACGGUUUGUCUAUGGGAUGUACAAGCAAACGAGGUCAGCGCUGGAUAUUUGGAUGCGAAAACGAUCUUCAAAGGCCACACUGCUGUGGUUGAAGACGUAGCUUGGCAUGUGCUCCAUGAAGCAGUGUUCGGUUCUGUUGGCGAUGAUCACAAACUGAUGAUUUGGGACAUCCGUGGAAGUCAACCGGCACACACUGUUGAUGCUCAUUCUGCCGAAGUCAACUGCUUGUCGUUCAAUCCAUACUCAGAGUUCAUUCUUGCUACAGGCAGUGCUGACAAGACUGUUGCUCUAUGGGAUUUGCGAAACAUGAAACUCAAGCUGCACUCAUUUGAGUCACACAAGGAUGAAAUCUUCCAAGUUCAGUGGAGUCCGCAUAACGAGACCAUUCUGGCUAGCAGUGGAACUGACAGGAGACUGCAUGUUUGGGAUCUGUCAAAGAUUGGCGAAGAGCAGAUACCUGAGGAUGCUGAGGAUGGUCCCCCUGAACUCCUUUUCAUCCAUGGCGGGCAUACAGCUAAGAUCAGCGAUUUCUCAUGGAAUCCUAACGAGCCAUGGGUUGUAUGUAGUGUUUCUGAGGAUAACAUUAUGCAGGUAAGGAAGAUGUUUUCUUUGAAAAGCGUA
Molecule: messenger RNA, 750 nt
Organism: Strongylus vulgaris
Lineage: Eukaryota; Metazoa; Nematoda; Chromadorea; Rhabditida; Strongylidae
Source: the annotation of a GenBank genome assembly